Molecule: messenger RNA, 531 nt
Organism: Branchiostoma floridae (Florida lancelet)
Lineage: Eukaryota; Metazoa; Chordata; Leptocardii; Amphioxiformes; Branchiostomatidae
Product: C-type lectin domain family 10 member A-like
Exons: 4
Coding region: 1-531 (176 amino acids)
Source: RefSeq, a predicted model, not a curated record
AUGGAGACGACUGUCUGGGUGCAUAUAGACGAAUGUCAAAACGAAACCCUGAACACAUGUGGACCCUACGAGCACUGUGUCAACACGGAGGGAUCCUAUACCUGUUUAGACUGCAACAGGUAUGAGGACAGAUGUUUCGCCCUGUCUACUACCACUGCUACGUUUGCCGAGGCUGAGCAGAAGUGUGCAGAAGAUGGGGGUAUCCUGGCUACGGUACCUGACAGGGAGACACAGCUGUUCCUCAUGCAGCUGGUGGGCAGCAGGGACACGUGGAUCGGGCUGGACGACAGGAAUGACGAGGGGUACUUCGUGUGGAGCGAUGGGACUCCUCUGGGAUCAGGCUACAGCUACUGGACACUAGGUGAGCCUAACGACGGAGGAAACCCCACCACCUCCCAGGACUGUGUGCACCUGUGGCCCGCCGCCGGGUUCCGCUGGGACGACCAGCAGUGCGACCGGAGGGAGUACUAUGUCUGCCAGUUCAGUGCGGGUCCCAAUCCUAACAGUAGAGCGGACGGCUUUCUAGACUAG